Molecule: messenger RNA, 2814 nt
Organism: Urocitellus parryii (Arctic ground squirrel)
Lineage: Eukaryota; Metazoa; Chordata; Mammalia; Rodentia; Sciuridae
Gene: Rala
Product: RAS like proto-oncogene A
Biological process (GO): signal transduction
Cellular component (GO): membrane
Molecular function (GO): GTPase activity; GTP binding
Source: RefSeq, a predicted model, not a curated record
AGCGCCCCGGAAGUGAUCUGCGGCUGCUGCUGCAGAGCGGCCAGGAGGAGGGUGGAUCUCCCCAGAGCGGAGCGCCGGAGUCCUCCUCCUCCACCAGCCGCCCGAGCUCUGCCGCCGCUCGUCCGACUCUUCCUUCUGCCGCUCCCGGCGUGGAGCUUCCCAGACAACAAGGGCCGAGAACCCUCCAGCCAGAAGGGCUAGCGCACCCGCGGCUUCGGGAACCGGCGGGGCGGCGGACCGGCUCGCGGUGCAGAUCCUUCUUAAUCCUCCAGUGAAAACUCGACAACACACAAUGGCUGCAAAUAAGCCCAAAGGUCAGAAUUCUUUGGCCUUACACAAAGUCAUCAUGGUGGGAAGUGGUGGUGUGGGCAAGUCUGCUUUGACUCUUCAGUUCAUGUAUGAUGAGUUUGUGGAGGACUAUGAACCUACCAAAGCAGACAGCUAUAGGAAGAAGGUGGUGCUGGAUGGGGAGGAAGUACAGAUUGAUAUCUUAGACACAGCUGGACAGGAGGACUAUGCCGCAAUUAGAGACAACUACUUCCGGAGUGGGGAGGGGUUUCUCUGUGUCUUCUCUAUUACAGAAAUGGAAUCUUUUGCAGCCACAGCCGACUUCAGGGAGCAGAUUUUAAGAGUAAAAGAAGAUGAGAAUGUUCCAUUUCUACUGGUGGGUAACAAAUCAGAUUUAGAAGAUAAAAGGCAGGUUUCUGUAGAAGAGGCAAAAAACAGAGCAGACCAGUGGAAUGUCAACUAUGUGGAAACAUCUGCUAAAACACGAGCUAAUGUUGACAAGGUGUUUUUUGAUUUAAUGAGGGAAAUUCGAGCCAGAAAGAUGGAAGACAGCAAAGAAAAGAAUGGAAAAAAGAAGAGGAAAAGUUUAGCCAAGAGAAUCAGAGAAAGAUGCUGCAUUUUAUAAUCAAAGCCCAAACUCCUUUCUUAUCUUGACCAUACUAAUAAAUAUAAUUUAUAAGCAUUGCCAUUGAAGGCUCAAUUGACUGAAAUUACUUUAACAUUUUGGAAAUUGUUAUGUAUCACUAAAAGCAUGAAUUGGAACUGCACUGAAAGUCAAAUUCACUUAAAAAAGAAAUUAACGUGGCUUCACCAUGAAGCAAAGUUCAACUUAACUUCAUAAUUGCCUACAUUUAUCACAGUCCUGAAUGUAGCGUGUGAGCUUGUGUUUCUCGGGCAGUCUUUCUUGAACUGUUAAAAGAGGUGAAAUGUGGGUGGGGAAUGGGAGCAAAGACCACUUUCUCUGGUGUUUAUUAUAAAGUUUAAAUUUUAUAUCAUUUUAAAAUGUCUUGGUCUUCUACUGCCUUGAAAAAAUGACAAUUGUGAACAUGAUAGUUAAAACUGUACCACUUUUUUAACCAUUGUUGUGCAAAAUAUAGAAGAAAAAGUUAUUGGCAUGGUUGUUGCAUAUGUUUAAACUGAGAGUAAUUUGUGGAUCUGCAUUAAUUACCUGGUGAUUAACUUAGAAAAGUGGUGUAAACUUGUACAUGGAAAAUUUUGAAUAUGCCUUAAUUUUAAAAAUGAAAAAUGCCCAGUUACACCAUUCUAGGUGUGUUCUCACUGGUACUGUGGGCCCACUCACUGCCCCAGGAGUCCUGGUGAGAGAAGAUCUUAUCUUGCUUAGAUAAAGUGCAGCUUUUGUAUAGAAGAUUCUUGAGAAAUUACUAUCUGCUAGGAGUCUGUCCAAAUUAAAAAUGUGUGCCAUACUCUGGUUCUUAAGAAUAAAGUUCCAGAGCUCCUUGAUUGCUUUUAAAUAAACUAUAAGGUAGUAAAGGAAGGGCCAGCAUGUACUUGUAAGAUAAUUUUAGACUAUGAGGAUUCAGCACCAGUUAUGUUUGAGUGAACCUUUUUUUUUCUCUUAAGAUGCUGGUUCCUGGAAAUCACUUUCUAUAAGUGGUGAGCAUUUAAGUGUUAAGCUUCUAAUCUCCUAGGAACAGGGCACAGGAAAAAGUCAACAGUGCUAUGCAAAUUGCACUAGAACACUUCGGGAAAUAUUCAUGCUUGCCACCUGUCCUCUUCUAAAUUUGUUCUCAUGAGGUUACAGUUUGGCUUUAUGGAAAUUAUUAGUAUUUGUAGUCUGUUUAUGUUCAUAGUGAAGAACACUGUAACUACAUUUUUCUAAAGUUAACAUCAACCAAUCAAACACAGGUAUAGUGCAGAAAAUGUUUGGCUCACAGAUCAAACAUUAGACUGGAUCACCAUCGUAUGGUGUUCCCACGGGAAGAAUUCUAGUGUGUUAUUUGGGAACAUAAUUUCAAUGGGAAGUUUACCACUAUCAGAUUUUUCUUAUCCUCUUUAGGAUGUGGCUAAGACAGUUGAUUGAAAUUGAACAAAGUUUAUCUUUCUGUUGCUCAGUCCUAAUGUUUUAAAAGGUCAAAGAUGUGUUCAGGCAUUCCAGGGAACAGGUGUGUAUGUAAAGUUAUCAAAAAUAGGCUUUUUAGGAACUCAACUCUUUAGAUAUGACAUCCAGCUUGUCAUGUUAAAUAUUUGUCCUUAAGGGUUUGAGGUGUACAUCUUUCAUUUCAUAUUCCUCAUGAGCUAUGCCAUGUGCAGAAUUAAAGUUACCAGUGUCGUGCUGGCCAACAGGCCCAGCAGUCUCCAGUGUACUCAUUGCAGUCUUAUUGAACCAGGGGUCCUAACCACUAACAUCGUGACUUUGCUUUGAGACCUUUCCUCUCCUGGGUACUGAGGUGCUAUGAAGCCAACUGACAAAGAUGCAUCACAUGUCUUCGGCUGAUGCCACUACCCGAUCGUUUAUUUGCAAUUUGAGCCAUUUAAAGACCAAUAAACUUCCUUUUUUAAAAUGUU